AACCAGUUGGGUCCCUCCCAAUUCAACUCUCGAAAAAAGUUGAAUAGCUUUAUGGAUUCCCCGAUAAUCAUGGCGUCCGUGUCCCUCACUCUCAAGAAUUUGAAUAUUUUUUAUAGCCAUUACUCGCCUCUCCACCACCACCACAGAAAUCUCCAUCUCCAGACCCGGCUGCAGCGUCGACUAUGGCGGAGGACCACGGCGGCGAGGAGUUUCUAUUCAAGAUCGUGCUAAUCGGCGACUCCGCGGUGGGGAAGUCGAAUCUCCUCUCGCGAUUCGCUCGGAAUGAGUUCGAUAGCAACUCCAAGGCCACGAUCGGCGUCGAGUUCCAGACGCAGGUGGUGGAAAUCGACGGCAAAGAGGUCAAGGCUCAGAUCUGGGACACCGCCGGCCAGGAGCGGUUUCGGGCCGUCACUUCCGCCUACUACCGCGGCGCCGCCGCCGCGCUUGUCGUCUACGAUAUCACCCGCCGGAGUACCUUCGACAGCGUCAAGCGCUGGCUCGAUGAGCUCGGCGUUCAUUGCGAUACGGCGACGGUGAGGAUGUUGGUAGGAAACAAGUGCGAUCUGGAGAACAUAAGGGAAGUGAGCGUGGAGGAAGGGAAGAAUGUAGCAGAAGAGGAAGGUCUGUUCUUCAUGGAGACCUCUGCUCUGGAUUCCACCAACGUAAGAACAGCCUUUGAGGUGGUUAUUAAGGAGAUUUACAACAAUUUGAGCAGAAAAAUUCUCAACUCUGAUUCUUACAAGGCUGAGCUCUCUGAAAAUCGAGUGAGUUUGGCUGAUGGAACUGUCUCCAAAAACAGCUUCUCUUGUUGUUCUAGAUAAGUUUUAUUGUUCUCUCUCUCUCUCUCUUCUUUUUGUUCUGUUUUCUAUAGAGAGAACCAUUCUUUUGGGGUUCUGAUCAUUAAUCAAUAGAGCCCUCAUGUUGGGUUCUACAAAAUAUGAAUGCUGUUCCAAGUUUUUUGGAGCUUUAUAGGAUAUAUUUGAAAUUGAAAUGUUACCGUUAACCCAAAUUGUAUGGAAAUUUUCAUUUUUUCUGUA
Messenger RNA from Momordica charantia (bitter melon), 1037 nucleotides. RefSeq names its product RAB GTPase homolog A5B (gene RABA5B). Gene Ontology annotation, molecular function: GTP binding; GTPase activity. The record is from RefSeq and is a predicted model, not a curated record. NCBI's taxonomy places the organism in Eukaryota, Viridiplantae, Streptophyta, Magnoliopsida, Cucurbitales, Cucurbitaceae.